AUGUCCAAGACUCUCAAGGUGGCCGCUAUCCAAGCCGAACCCGUCUGGCAAGACCUUCAAGGUGGUGUCAAGAAAUCCAUCCGCCUCAUUCAAGAUGCCGCAAGCAACGGUGCCAACGUAAUUGGGUUCCCCGAAGUAUUCAUUCCAGGUUAUCCAUGGAGCAUUUGGGCCAAUUCGCCUGUCGAAAACGCGGCUUGGGUCAACGAGUACUUCAAGAACUCCCUUGAGAGGGAGUCUCCCGAGAUGGACCAGAUCCGAGCGGCUGUCCGUGAGGCAGGUGUUUUUGUUGUCUUGGGAUAUAGUGAGAGAUACAAGGGUACUCUUUACAUUGCUCAGUCUUUCAUUGACGAAACCGGUACCAUUGUCCUCCACCGUCGAAAGAUCAAGCCGACGCACGUUGAACGCGCCAUUUACGGUGACGGACAAGGCGAAUCCCUGAACAAUGUGUAUCCUUCCAAGUUCGGCAAGGUAGCAGGCCUCAACUGCUGGGAACACACCCAGGCACUUCUUCGCUACUACGAAUACUCUCAAGACGUCGACAUCCACGUCUCUAGCUGGCCAUCCAUCUUUCCAGAGAACAACGAAGACUGGCCUUACCAUAUCACACCCGAAUGCUGCAAAGCCUUCUCCCACAUUGUAUCUAUGGAAGGCGCCUGCUUCGUCAUCUUGUCUAGUCAGAUCUUGACUGAGGAGAACCACGAGAAAGCUAAUGUCAAAGGCUUUGACUACACCAAGAAGAACGGCGGCGGGUUCACCAUGAUUUUCUCACCUUUUGGAAAGGAACUUGUGAAGGCUUUGGACCCGGGUGUAGAGGGGAUUUUGUACGCUGAUAUCAAUUUGGAGGAGAAGUACAAGGCGAAGCAGAACUUGGACAUUGUGGGGCAUUACUCACGACCUGAUCAGCUGAGCCUCAGAGUCAACCGCCAUCCUGCGAAGCCUGUUUUCUUCGCCAACGACCUUUGA
Molecule: messenger RNA, 963 nt
Organism: Fusarium venenatum
Lineage: Eukaryota; Fungi; Ascomycota; Sordariomycetes; Hypocreales; Nectriaceae
Product: carbon-nitrogen hydrolase
Molecular function (GO): catalytic activity
Source: RefSeq, a predicted model, not a curated record